This is a messenger RNA of Cadophora gregata, 1671 nucleotides long. RefSeq lists its product as uncharacterized. NCBI's taxonomy places the organism in Eukaryota, Fungi, Ascomycota, Leotiomycetes, Helotiales, Ploettnerulaceae. The record is from RefSeq and is a predicted model, not a curated record. Gene Ontology annotation, molecular function: metallopeptidase activity. Gene Ontology annotation, biological process: proteolysis. Bases 139 to 1671 code for a protein of 510 amino acids. The transcript has a single exon.
GAGACAUCUAGGCACCUACAUGACUCACCCACUAUACAGAAACAAAAGAAAGGCAUCUUAUCUGAAGUCGAUCUAUGACUCCUCACUUUUCAACAAAUCUCUCAUUUCGUUUUCUGCGUAUCUCGAUUUGUUGGCACAAUGCUACCAAAGUCCUCGAGAACAUCAAAUACAUGCAAACAUGAAUCUCUCUGCUUCACAAGCACAUCCAAUGCCCAAAAAUUUGGGUAUUCGCGUCCGAAUCUCGAAAAAAGACUCGCGGCCGCUACCCCCAAUAGAAUCUUAAACCCCUCACGAACUCCCCAGGAUGACGAUGAUAGUAGGGAUAGCAAAAUCUACCCAGCACCGCUUGUCCUCCCCUCCUCAGAAAUUUCACUUUACCCCCACGAAGAAGGCCAAUCUCUCCGGUCGUGGCUGAAAAACAAUGGUGUGAAUAAGAUCACGCCGGAGCGGAAAACGAUAUACAUCUCCCUUCCGCCGGGGUUCGGUGAGGAUGUGAAGUUCAUGAAGGGGUGGACAAUGCCGAAGGGGGCGACAAAGAGCGCAAAACGAGGUUUGGGGCUUGAUUAUGAGCUUGUUGCGAAGUAUGUGGAGGCUUUCUAUCAUGGAUUGGAGGUCAAGGUUUUGCCUGACGGGUGGUUCUCGUGGAUACUUGAUCAAGAUGAAAGCUCCGGGAAGUCUGAAGGAAGGGCAAAGGCAAAGACAAGUUCGAAAUCUAGGUCUAGAUCAAAGACCAAAUCCCGGUCCAUAGAUCUGGAGACUGAGCCCGAGGAUCCUCAAAUCGGUCUUCGCUCUAAAGACAGCACUGAAUAUACAGUCGUUCGCUCACGUCCGACGCCUAACUAUCCAUACUCCAACCAGUUGAACUUGAACGAUAUUCUAGACUUUGCAAUCGCAAGUCUACCAGAUGAUGCAUAUGCGCUGCUUAUGCUACUCGAACACGAUCUGUACGAAGACGAUGAUGAUGAAUUUGUCUGUGGGAGAGCGUACGGCGGUAGUCGAGUCUCAGUUAUGAGUGGUGCUAGAUAUUGGCCUGGGUUUGAUGAGGAGGAGAAUGUUGAGAGGGUUCAUGGGUGGCCGGCAUCGCAUUGUGAGGCGCAUCUUGAUACGUUCCUAGGCGAGGAGGGAACUACAAGAAAAGGCAAGGCGCAGACAACAAAAGGUGACUUGGUGGAUCUUGAUGCUGGUACGACUUCGCAGUCGGAGAAAAUGACCCCUCUCCACCGAGCAGUGCAAGUCUAUAUUGCACCCAGCACACCCAAAUCCCUCACACUCCUCCAUCUGGCCCGCAUAGCACGUACCGCGUCACAUGAACUGGGCCACUGCUUCGGGAUAGGGCAUUGUACAUACUACGCCUGUAUCAUGCAAGGCAGUGCCGGUCUAGCAGAAGAUGCAAGCCAGCCGCCAUAUCUCUGUCCUGUGGAUGAGGCGAAGAUACUGAGGGCGACGGCUAAAGGCGUGGUGAGUGAGAGGAGACUGGAAGGGUGGAAGGAAGAGAGAUUGUCUGUUAUGAAAAGAUUCUGUAGGGGUGUGGUGGAGGAGUGGGGGGCUGAUGGUAGGGGCAGUAUGUUUGAGUGCUUGGGAGAGUGGAUUACGGGUUUGCUUGAGGAUGUUGAUCAGACGGGAGGGAGAGGGGUGGACCGGGUGGUUAUUGACUUGACAAUGAAUGACUGA